AUGACCUCGGACCCCGAGAAAUCCGGCCUUGAGUCGGCGGCCCGGCCGAUCAGCACCUCGUCGCCUUCUCGCGUAUCCACUUCUUCCACGGCACGCAAUGCUGGCGACCACGUUGAGGAGGCGCGCCGCAGCAACCCCAAUGGCACUACAAGAGCGGAGGGCAUCUCGGUUGAACAGGCCGAAGCCGAUUUCGCUGACCUUCAGCGCGAACUCUCACAUUUAUCGCGUGCUAGCCAGCGCCGCAACGCUAAGAGUGACGAAAAGGGCGAAAAGGGCGAAAAGGGCGGCGUUGAAGCUGGGUCCGCUGCAUCCGAAGAGACGUUUGAGCAGUUUGACUUGGAAGCUGUUCUAAGAGGCGACUUGGAUGCUGAGAGGGAGGCCGGCAUCCGACCGAAGCAUAUCGGCGUUUACUGGGACGGCUUGACUGUCAAAGGCGUUGGCGGCCAGACGAACUAUGUCAAGACGUUUCCGGAUGCAUUUAUCGACUUUUUCGACAUCAUCACGCCCAUCCGACGGAUGCUUGGUUUCGGCAAGAAAGGCACCGAAUCUACCAUCCUGAACGAAUUUCGGGGUGUCUGCAAGCCUGGGGAGAUGGUUCUGGUUCUGGGAAAGCCCGGAUCUGGCUGCACCACUUUCCUCAAGACCAUCGCUAACCAGCGCUUCGGUUAUACUGGUGUCACCGGUGAGGUUUUGUACGGGCCCUUUGACGCCAAGGGGUUCCGGCAGUAUCGCGGGGAGGCACUCUACAACGAGGAGGACGAUGUUCACCACCCUACGCUUACUGUCGAGCAGACGCUCGGGUUUGCGCUCGACGUCAAAAUUCCAGGCAAGCUGCCCAACGGUAUCAAUAGACAGCAGUUCAAGGAAAAGGUCGUCACUAUGCUUCUGAAGAUGUUCAACAUUGAGCACACUCGCAAGACCAUUGUCGGUAACCCGUUUGUCCGGGGCGUUUCUGGUGGCGAGAGGAAGCGAGUCUCAAUCGCCGAGAUGCUUAUCAGCAACGCCUGCAUUCUUUCCUGGGACAACAGCACCCGUGGCUUGGAUGCCUCAACGGCCUUGGACUUUAUGAAGUCUCUCCGCGUUCAAACCAAUCUGUACAAGACUAGCACAUUCGUUUCGCUGUACCAGGCCUCUGAGAAUAUCUACAAUUUGUUCGACAAGGUGAUGGUCAUCGAUGAGGGCAGGCAGGUGUACUUCGGCCCGGCAUCCGAAGCGCGAGCAUAUUUUGAGGGACUUGGCUUCCUCCCCAGGCCGCGGCAGACUACACCAGACUAUGUCACCGGAUGUACAGAUGCGUAUGAACGCAAAUACCAGGAGGGAAAAUCCGCCGAGAACGCCCCGAACAGCCCGGCCACCCUGGAAGCCGCUUUCAAGGAGUCCCGAUUCUCCAAGGACCUGGACGAAGAGAUGUCAGCAUACAAGAAGAACCUGGCGGAGGAGGCUGAUCGGUACGAAGACUUCCGGGUAGCCGUCCGUGAGCAGAAGCGCCGUGGCACCUCCAAGAAAUCGCCCUACUCGGUCGGAUUUCACUCCCAGGUGUGGGCGCUCAUGAAGCGCCAGUUUCUACUCAAGAAGCAGGAUGUCUUGGCCCUCGUCCUCUCCUGGCUGCGGAACAUCAUCAUCGCCAUCGUCCUCGGUACUCUCUACUUGAAUCUCGGUCAUACAUCCGCCAGCGCGUUCAGCAAGGGUGGUCUGUUGUUCAUCGCCCUGCUCCACAACAUCUUUAGCGCCUUCUCCGAACUCGCCGGGACCAUGACGGGCCGCGCAGUGGUCAACAAGCACCGCGCUUAUGCUUUUCACCGGCCGUCAGCGCUUUGGAUUGCUCAGAUCUUUGUUGAUCAGAUCUUUGCUGCGACACAGAUUAUGGUGUUUUCGCUCAUCGUCUACUUCAUGACCAACCUGGCUCGUGACGCCGGCGCAUUCUUCACCUUCUACCUGUUGCUCUUGUCCGCCAACAUGUCCAUGACCCUUUUCUUCCGUAUCUUGGGCUGCAUCAGCCCAGACUUUGACUAUGCCGUCAAGUUUGCGACCGUCAGCAUCACGCUGAUGAUUACCACAGCCGGUUAUUUGAUCCAAUACCAAUCGGAAAAAGUGUGGUUGCGGUGGAUUUACUACAUCAACGUUGUCGGUCUCUCAUUUAGUGCCUUGAUGGAGAACGAAUUUUCACGCUCCACGAUGACCUGCACGGCCGAGUCUCUCAUCCCCGCUGGUCCAGAGUACACGGAUAUCAAUCACCAAGUCUGCACUCUCGCCGGCAGCAACCCAGGCACCCUCGAAAUAUCCGGUAACGAUUAUAUCGAACAAGGGUUCUCGUACCUGCCAGGUCAACUUUGGCGUGACUGGGGCAUUGUUGUCGCCAUUAUUGUCUUCUUCCUCAUAUUGAACGUCGUCGCCGGCGAGUUUGUCCGGCACGGGAUGGGCGGAAACCAGGCUAAGGUGUUCCAGAAGCCAAACGCGGAGCGCAAGGCCCUGAACGACGAGCUGCUCCGGAAGCGAGACGAGAAGCGUCGAACGGGAGCGGAGGAGUCGGACUCAUCGGACCUUAACAUCAAGUCGGAAAGCAUCCUCACCUGGGAAAAUUUGUGCUACGAGGUUCCCGUUCCCGGCGGGACGCGGCAACUGCUAGAUCACGUUUUUGGGUAUGUCAAGCCGGGCCAGCUGACAGCGUUGAUGGGUGCGUCUGGCGCUGGCAAGACGACGUUGUUGGACGUGUUGGCCGCCCGCAAGAAUAUCGGUGUUAUCUCCGGGGAUAUCCAAGUGGAUGGCGUCCGGCCGGGCAAGGAAUUCCAACGCGGUACCUCAUAUGCGGAACAGCUCGACAUCCACGAUCCAACGCAGACAAUCCGGGAGGCCCUGCGAUUCUCGGCCGACCUGCGUCAACCUUAUGACACUCCACGCGAGGAGAAGUACCGUUACGUCGAGGAGAUCAUUGCGCUCUUGGAGAUGGACACGUUUGCGGAUGCUAUGAUCGGUUCGCCCGAAGCUGGUCUCACGGUUGAACAACGGAAGCGUGUCACGAUCGGCGUCGAACUCGCAGCCAAGCCGGAACUACUGCUUUUCCUUGACGAACCGACAUCUGGGCUUGACAGCCAAAGCGCGUUCAACAUCGUCCGGUUUCUCAAGAAGCUCGCUGCGGCGGGCCAGGCAAUUCUCUGUACCAUUCACCAACCGAACGCGGCGCUGUUUGAGAACUUUGACCGGCUGUUGCUACUCAAGUCGGGCGGGCGCUGCGUCUACUUUGGCGACAUCGGCAAGGAUGCCUGCGUCCUGCGCGACUAUCUCACGCGGUACGGCGCUGAGCCCCGGGAGACAGACAACGUGGCUGAGUUCAUGCUCGAGGCCAUCGGUGCCGGCAGUUCACCGCGUAUCGGCAACCGAGACUGGGGCGAUAUCUGGGUUGACAGUCCCGAAUUUGUCCAAGUCCAGGCCGAGAUUUCGCGGAUGAAGGAACAACGCAAAGAAGCCGGCGCCCAGCGUAACCCGGAUCUCGAGAGGGAAUACGCCUCGCCGCUCUGGCACCAGCUCCGCGUUGUCAUCCGACGCGCUAACCUGGCCCACUGGCGCAUGCCCAACUACCUCUUCACCCGACUUUUCAACCACUUCGUCAUCGCCCUGCUGACGGGUCUGACGUACCUCAACCUCGACAACUCGCGCCAGUCGCUGCAGUACAAGGUGUUUGUCAUGUUCCAGGUGACCGUGCUGCCGGCCCUGAUCAUCUCCCAGAUCGAGGUCAUGUACCACGUCAAGCGUGCUAUGUUCUUCCGCGAGCAGUCCAGCAAGAUGUACAGCACCUUCGUCUUCUCCACCUCCCUCCUCGUCGCUGAGAUGCCCUACAGCAUUCUCUGCGCCGUCGCCUUCUUCCUACCACUGUACUACAUGCCCGGCUUGCAAGCCGAAUCCUCCCGGGCCGGCUACCAGUUCCUCAUCAUCCUGAUCACCGAGAUCUUCUCCGUCACCCUCGGCCAGGCCCUAUCAGCCCUCACCCCGUCCCUGUUCAUCUCCUCGCAGUUCGAUCCCUUCAUCUUCGUCACCUUCUCGCUCUUCUGCGGCGUCACCAUCCCCGCGCCGCAGAUGCCGGCCGGCUACCGCACCUGGUUGUACGAGCUGAACCCCUUCACUCGAUUGAUUGGUGGGAUGGUGGUUACGGCGCUGCAUGAGCUGCCGGUGGAGUGUGCGCCGGAAGAGCUGAACCGGUUUAUUGCGCCGCCGGAGAGUGAGUCGUGCGGGAGUUAUAUGCGGGCAUUCUUUGAAAAUGGCGGGCCCGGGUAUUUGGUGGAUAGUAAUGCGACAAGCAAUUGCGAGUAUUGUGCGUUUAAGGUGGGGGAUGAGUUUUAUGAGCCUUUGGGGUUGAGCUUUGACAAUCGGUGGCGGGAUUUGGGGAUCUAUAUUGCCUUUAUUGGGAGUAACUUGAUCCUUUUGUUCGUUGCGAGCCGAUACCUCAACUAUAACAGGCGGUAA
Messenger RNA from Dichotomopilus funicola, 4458 nucleotides. RefSeq names its product ABC-2 type transporter-domain-containing protein. NCBI's taxonomy places the organism in Eukaryota, Fungi, Ascomycota, Sordariomycetes, Sordariales, Chaetomiaceae. The record is from RefSeq and is a predicted model, not a curated record. The transcript is spliced from 3 exons. The coding region runs from base 1 to 4458 and encodes 1485 amino acids. Gene Ontology annotation, biological process: transmembrane transport. Gene Ontology annotation, cellular component: membrane. Gene Ontology annotation, molecular function: ATP hydrolysis activity; ATP binding; ABC-type transporter activity.